AUGCCUGGAACAAUAUCAGAUGGACCAUCCGUCACCAUGAGUUUCGCGAAUAACUUCUGGGGAAAGGAUGAUGCUGGUGUCGAGCCAUUGAUACAGCGUAUGAUCAAUGCUAAACAAACUUGUGAUGAAUUAAAAUCUUUCUAUAAUGCUCGUGCCACUCUCGAAGAGGAAUAUGCUCGCAAAUUGCUUCAAUUAUCUCGAAAACCAUUGGGAUCUCAAGAGACAGGAACUCUGCGCAAUUCAUUAGAUGUUCUGAAAGGAGAGGUUGAGGCAAUGGGAAAGGCACAUCAAACAAUCGCUGGACAAAUGAAAACCGAGUUGGAGGAGCCGCUGGCGGCUUUUGCUGGUGCAAUGAAGGAGAGGAGAAAGAUUGUUCAACAUGGCACAGAAAAAUUAUUAAAGAUCAAGGUACAACAGACAAAUCAGGUCAACAAGACUCGAGACAAAUAUGAACAAGAAUGCCUCAAGAUCAAAGGAUACCUUGCACAGGGACACAUGGUCAUGGGCCAGGAAGAACGAAAAAACAAAGCGAAGCUGGAGAAAACUCAAGUGAACUUGGCGACGUCAAAUACCGAGUACGAAAAUGCGGUCAAAAUUCUCGAGGAAACUACAGGUCGCUGGAAUAGAGACUGGAAAUCGGCCGCGGAUAAGUUUCAGGAUCUUGAGGAGGAAAGACUUGACUUUAUGAAAGGUAGUUUAUGGAGCUUUGCAAAUAUUGCUUCCACGGUUUGUGUAAGCGAUGAUUCUUCUUGCGAGAAAGUUCGCCUCGCGCUUGAAGAUUGCGAGGUAGAGAAAGACAUCAUGUCUUUUAUAAAUGAAUGUGGCACUGGUCAGGAAAUUCCAGAUCCGCCAAAGUAUAUAAAUUUCUGUCGCGGUGAUGCUGAUUCAAUAUCCGAGGCUUCUGAGGACGAGGCUUACUCGGUUGCACAAUUUCAACGAACCAUAAACCCAGCCUACAGGAGUUCUUCACCGCAACCAUCUACUUACGAAUCUCACCAUGAUCCUCAAUCAGCUCUUGCUAAAGAAUUGGCUCAUGAGGUUGAAACGCCGAGGAGUCGAGAGACAACCGUCACUCCUCAGAAGCUUACACCAUCAAUGUCAACACCGGAUAGAUCGCGACAUGCCCAAGUUGAGGACUACGAACCAGAACCCCCUAUACAAGCUCCACCUUCCCAAGCGGAGUAUCAACAACCAGCCAGACCUAGAGCGCAAUCUCAAGCCGGUCAUCAACAGCCGGGCCGAGCUCGCGCUCAGUCUCAAAUCGAUUAUCAGCAGCAGCCCGGGAGGCAAAGACAGCAACCUCCACAGGAAUAUCAACAAGCUGAGAGACCAAGGCAGCAAGGGCAUGUUAAUCAUCAACAGGCAGAAAGGCAAAGAAAACAAUCUGUUGAUUAUCAACCAAUUGACAGACAGCAACAGACUGAAAGACAGAAGCAGGCACAAGCUCAAGCACAAGCCCAUGCUCAGACUCAGACUAAUUAUCGUCAACAAGAACGGCCGAAACAAGCUCAGCUUGAAUAUCAACCUCAAAUUUUGCAACAGCCCCAACUUGACUAUCAGCGUCCUGAAAGCUCUAAGAUGCCCAAGAUGGACUGGUCAAAACCAAUUCAAAUGCCAUAUGGACAGCAGCAAGGUCAAUUGGUUCAAAAACAAGGCCAAAUUGCCCAAGUGCCUCAUAAUUCUAACCCCAUGGAUGGCAUGACAAUGCUGUGUAGAACAGGACCUCCCUCAGCACCUUCAGACAUGAGCUCCGCCGCGAAUAGCCCAGUAAGACCAUCUAGUCGGGAUUCUCAAAGCGACUAUUCAAACCCUACCUCAUUCUCGAGCCAGGAGCCUCCCAGUGGGAAAACGUCGCCAGUAAAGCAAAGCGCCCCAGUCAUAGAGAAACCGCUCCAGAAGAAAAAGAGUGGGAUCUUUCAUAGUCCAUUUCGACGAAAGAGCACCAAGGGAGGGGAAGAAGUUGUUGUUGCUAAACCAACUCCGUCGAAUCGCAGCACAUGGUCUGGCCGAAACACCAAUGUUCAAAACACUUCAAGUAGACGGCCAAAUUCGAGAACGAUACAGCCUGCACCACAAACUAUGAUGCUAACCGAUCGACCAAGCAAUAGCCCAGAGCCUGUUGAUCCACGGGCCAACUUUCAAUUGAAUAUCGGAAACAACGUUUUUGAUGUCGCAGCACCCGAAAAGAAGAACAAGUUUGCUCAAAGUAACCCUGCUGCAAGUCAAGCACCCGAAGAAUCUGAUCCCAUAGCCCAAGCUCUAGCUGAUCUUAAAGUUGUAACUAAGGCAUCAUCUACUAGGGUAUCUGCUGACAAAUAUCAUGGGGUGGCUACUCCCGCUCCUGAUGCGGUACCCACAUCCAGACCACUAGGAUCUCAAAUGGUCAAUGGCGCUUUGAUGGCCGGUAUGCGCGGUACACCUCCACCAUCUUAUGACCCAGCUCCUGUUGAGAGACUUGGCCUUCCAUCACCCGCUUUCACUUCAAAGUCGAUGCAGCAAACUCGUCAAAAGUAUGUCGACCAAACGGCAAACAUGUUUAGUCCUCCCCAGGCAAGACCAGAUUCACAACAAACCGGGUAUGGCUCACGUCCCGGAACGAGGGGGUCAGAUAUGCCUCGAGCUAAGUCACCAGCACCCAAUCGAAGUGUUUCACCUCGACCUGGAACGCAAGCGGAGGUGAGACAAACUCAUGGAUCUGCGUCCCCCAAAUACGCUGGAAGCACACACUCUCGUACCGGAUCCACUCCUCAGCCAAAACGUAACUCUGGCACUUAUCAUCAACGCAAUUCGCCAAGUAUUUCUACUCGUGGUAUCUCGCCAGCCCCAUAUGCACAGCAGGAGAGACCUAAUAGCAGUCACGUCAAAGCCCCCUUCCAGCAACAAGAGAGGCCUAGCAGCAGCCAUGUCAAGGCCCAAUUUGCGCAACAAGAUAGGCCUUCUAGUAGUCAUUCCACAAAUAUGGCAAAUAACAGUAUGGCAAUACAAUUAGCACCUGGCCAUGAUGAUGGUUACGGCUCCCAAGGAAGAAGCGGCAGUAGAGCCAGCGCCGGUUCCAGAGCCAUGAGCCAUUACGGCGGUGGAAACGAACAACAAUUGACUGCUCGAAGCAGAAGUAAGAGUGUUGCAGACGUUCGCCAAUUUAAUAGUCAAGGUCGACCCAUUCUACAUUUUGCUCGUGCACUUUACAUGUAUCAGGCAGCUAUCCCCGAAGAACUUACUUUUGCAAAGGGAGAUAUCCUUGCGGUCAUGACGCAUCAAGAUGAUGGAUGGUGGGAGGCAGAAGUAGCUGGAAAGAAUAGUCGACCAGGUUUGGUACCAAGCAAUUAUCUUCAAAACUGUUGA
Molecule: messenger RNA, 3342 nt
Organism: Sclerotinia borealis F-4128
Lineage: Eukaryota; Fungi; Ascomycota; Leotiomycetes; Helotiales; Sclerotiniaceae
Source: the annotation of a GenBank genome assembly